AAAGCGUCAGCCGCCCAUUCACCCGCCCGCAGUGUGUGCUUGAACGUUAUAGUGUCCACUACUCCUGUGCAAGGACUUUGUUAAAUCAUGAAUACACGGUGUUUAUUAGUGCUAGCAGCCGCCCUCGGCGUGGCGGUCGCACAGGAAUCGUUCAAGUGCCCAGAUGACUUCGGCUUCUACCCUCACCAUAUCUCCUGUGACAAGUACUGGAAGUGUGACAAUGGUGUCGCUGAACUGAAGACCUGCGGCAACGGUCUCGCCUUCGACGCCACUGACUCCAAAUACCUGACAGAGAACUGCGACUACCUCCACAAUGUUGAGUGCGGUGAAAGAACACAACUUGAGCCACCAAUUUCCACUCCUCACUGCUCAAGAUUGUACGGUAUCUUCGCUGAUGAAGCUAAAUGCGACGUUUUCUGGAACUGCUGGAACGGAGAAGCCUCUCGCUACCAGUGCAGCCCCGGACUUGCCUACGACAGAGAAGCGCGCGUGUGCAUGUGGGCUGACCAAGUCCCAGAGUGCAGAAACGAAGAGGUAGCCAACGGUUUCGCUUGCCCCAACCCCGGUGAAGUGUCCAACCUCGGAUCCUUCAGCCGUCACGCCCACCCAGAAGACUGCCGUAAAUACUACAUCUGUCUCGAGGGAGUCGCCCGUGAAUACGGUUGCCCCAUCGGUACCGUCUUCAAAAUCGGAGAUGCUGACGGCACAGGCAACUGCGAAGACCCCGAAGAUGUUCCCGGAUGCGAGGACUACUACGGAGAUUUGGACCUGAAGGCUAUCCGCAAGAGCGAGCUGCUCGCCGGGAUCAAGAGCAACGGUCAGGCCAGCUCCAACACGCCCAAGCAGCUCAAACCCCGCCCCCCAAAAGAAAACUAAACUAAAUCUCCUUCAACUAUACCUAUAAAUACUCACACGUAAUUAGUUUGUACACAUCGCGGGCUCUCUGUAUUCACAUUGAAUGAAUCCAAUCGCCUUUUUAUUUAAAUCGCUCGCGAUGUCUGCAGAUGUACUUAAUUCCAGUUUCAAAUUGUUGUAUAAGUGAGUGAUACUAAAUUGUUUUGUAUUCAUGUCCAAUUGCCAAAUACUCGUUGUAGCCUUAAACAGUUUCCAGCGACGAUAAGAAGUUAGUAAAAUCAUUCAGCGAUAGAAAUAUUUAUUUGUAUACUGUUUGUUGUAAAUAACGGCACUGACUUAUUUCGUCCGUGUAGAUAUUGAAAUCGUUGAUGAGUAACUUUACGUAUGAAUAUAAUAUAUGUUUUGCAUUUAUGAGAUUAGGAUCUGAAGGAACAUUAAAUACGUAUAUAAUAUGGAAUCCGUUUAAACCCAUGACUUUGUAAAUAUCUUACGUACUGAAUUAUUCGCUGCGACUGAGUGUUGUUGUUUGAUAUAGAAACUGUAAUACUUAAGUUUUAUUUUUAGUGAUAAAAUAAACAAAAUAUAUAAAAAUUA
Colias croceus (clouded yellow) is the source of this 1449-nucleotide messenger RNA. It is a transcript of the gene Gasp, whose product is annotated as protein obstructor-E. The transcript has 5 exons. The coding region runs from base 88 to 876 and encodes 262 amino acids. Gene Ontology annotation, molecular function: chitin binding. Gene Ontology annotation, cellular component: extracellular region. NCBI's taxonomy places the organism in Eukaryota, Metazoa, Arthropoda, Insecta, Lepidoptera, Pieridae. The record is from RefSeq and is a predicted model, not a curated record.